AUGAUCUCUACCAGUGAGGAGACAACGCCUUUGAUCCCGGAAGCAGACCUCGGCUCGCAAAUAUUUCAGGCAGGACAGAACACCGAUAUAGAAGAUGGCUCUAUCAGGGAGGGACAAGGUCCCAAAGAGGAUCGGCCAAAGAGCAAAAUUGGAAUCAUAGCAGUCCUGCUCGUCGGUGUUUUUAUCGCCAAUUCCGAUACUUCGCUUGUCUUAGCAACAUAUGGAAAGAUUUCCUCCGAUUUCAAUGAUCUUGAAAGCGGUCGGUGGCUUCUCACUGCUGCAUUGCUAGCCUCGUGUGCAGCGCAGCCUCUUUAUGGAAAGAUAAGCAACAUUUUUGGCCGCAAACCUGUCUUGUUGACGGCAUAUUCCAUUUUCGGACUUGGAUGCAUCAUUUCUGGCUCAGGGCAUUCUAUGACUCAAAUUAUCAUUGGUCGGGUGGUUGGAGGCGCAGGGGGUGCUGGAAUGGUGUCUCUUGUCUCCAUUCUGAUUUCCGACCUCGUUCCCUUGAAAGACGUCGCCUCCUAUCGAAGCUAUGUCAACGUGAUUCAGACGACUGGCAGAAGUAUUGGAGGCCCUUUGGGUGGAUAUAUUGCCCAGACGCUGGGUUGGAGAUGGUCCUUCUACUCCGAGUGCCCCAUAGUCCUUCUCGCCAUAAUUCUAGUGGCAUGGAAAUUAGAAGUCCCGAAACGGGAAGGGCACAUCAAAGAAUCUCCGUGGACAAAGUUGAAAAGAGUCGAUUUCAUCGGUUCAGCGUUCUUAUCGGCCUCGAUAAUCGCAUGCCUCUUGGCUCUGAACUUCUUCAGCAAUGCCGAGUCCUGGUCUAAUCUUGUGCCCAUUGUCUUAGCUGUAGUGGCCAUUUCCUUGAUAAUUGCUUUCUGCCUGGUCGAGAAACUGUGGGCGAAGGAGCCUAUCUUUCCCUUGUAUCUGCUAACAAAGUUGGAUACGUGUACCUCAUAUAUUAUUCUGGCUUGUCAAAUGGCAGCACAGUUAGCGAUGAUGUCCAGCGUACCCCUGUACUUUCAGGUCACUAAGAGAGCCAAAUCCGGGGAAGCGGGUGCUUACCUGGUGCCCGCUGUUGUUGGUAACACUAUUGGUGGACUGAUCACUGGUGCAUAUAUCAAUAGGAGUGGAAGGUACAAGCUGCCCAUCGUGCUUUCCGGAGGUCUCUCGUCUAUCGCGUAUACACUCCUUAUAGUUCGCUGGAAAGGUCAUACGAAAUUUUGGGAGUCACUCUACGUCUUUCCCGGUGGUCUUGGUACAGGAAUUGUCUAUUCUGCAGUUUUCAUUGCUUUGGCAGCAUCGGUAACAGAAGAUGAGAUGGCCAUUGCUGGUACUGGGCUUUACACGUCUGGCGGCAUUGGUGGUGUGAUCGGUAUAAGCGUUUCUGGUGCCGUCUUCCAAUGGUGGACGAAAAAGGGGCUGGAAAAUGCCUUGAAUGGUGUCGAAAAUGGACUUGAGGUGAGUGCAUCCAAAAAGUGCAACGCGAGCCUCAAACUAACAUUCAAGAUCGCACACCGAGCUUUGUCAGAUGUGGGCUAUGUUAAUAGCCUCGAUGGAUACAUUCAUGGUCUUGUCGUUGAUGGAUAUCUCACUGGAUUCAGGGCAGCAUUCUUGGUCUCGCUCAUAUUUUCAGCUUCCUCUUUCGCCGUAUCUUUGUUAGUAAGAGAACAUAAACUUCGAUCUUGA
Molecule: messenger RNA, 1686 nt
Organism: Lachnellula hyalina
Lineage: Eukaryota; Fungi; Ascomycota; Leotiomycetes; Helotiales; Lachnaceae
Product: Vacuolar membrane amino acid uptake transporter
Exons: 10
Coding region: 1-1686 (561 amino acids)
Biological process (GO): basic amino acid transport; transmembrane transport
Cellular component (GO): fungal-type vacuole membrane
Molecular function (GO): basic amino acid transmembrane transporter activity
Source: RefSeq, a predicted model, not a curated record